Molecule: messenger RNA, 946 nt
Organism: Capsaspora owczarzaki ATCC 30864
Lineage: Eukaryota; Filasterea; Ministeriida; Capsasporidae
Product: 40S ribosomal protein S12
Exons: 2
Coding region: 323-769 (148 amino acids)
Biological process (GO): translation
Cellular component (GO): ribosome; cytosolic small ribosomal subunit
Molecular function (GO): structural constituent of ribosome
Source: RefSeq, a predicted model, not a curated record
UUUUUUUUUUUUUAACUUACACAUGUGAGUGCUGCUGGUCGAUCGCCCAACUGCCGCGCCAAUCCGACGCAGAAUUAUCGGCUCUAUCGGAUAAGAGCGGAACGAGGGGCAUGGGGCGAGCUGGUGUCGGUGAACGGCGGCUGCAAAGUGCAGGGGUCGGCGGCGAGCGAGGUUUUGAGUGUUUCACGCUUUGUAACUCACGCUCGUUCCUGCCUCGUUCUCUCUCUCUUCUGCCUUGUUCUCGUUGCUCUUUGGUCCGAUCUGUGGUCCAUGACAAUGCCAUGGUCUUGCUUCCGUCUGCAGCGAGGACUUUUCGGAAACAAUGUCCGCUGAAGGAGAUGCUGUCGAACCCACGGCUGUCGAUGCCGCUGCCCCCGCCCCCGUUGAGGCUGCUGAGCCCAUGGACGUCAUGACCGCCCUCCAGAUCGUCCUCAAGACCUCGCUCGUUCACGACGGUCUUGCCCGUGGUCUCCACGAGGCUGCCAAGGCGCUCGACCGUCGCCAGGCUCACCUCUGCGUCCUCGCCUCCAACUGCACUGAGGCUGCCUACCUCAAGCUCGUCGAGGCCCUCUGCGCCGAGCACUCCAUCCCCCUCAUCACCGUCGACGACAACAAGAAGCUCGGCGAGUGGGCCGGUCUUUGCAAGAUCGACAAGGAGGGCAACGCCCGCAAGGUCGUUGGCGCCUCGUGCGUCGUCGUCAAGGACUUCGGCAAGGACACCCCUGCCCGCGAUGUCCUCAUGGAGUACUUCCGCACCAAGUCCCAGUAAACAAUCUGUAGAGAUGCUCCUCCAAGCGGGCAUUCGUGCCUGUUUGGUUUCUUUGCAGUCGCCCAUAAAACUGGAAUUGGAUGCGUUUUGAUCAUCACACAGUGACCUUUCUUGUGUGUGUGUGCAAUUGUUGUGCUGCGUUUGGUAGUAAGCAUUAAAACGGCCGUUCGGUUCUUC